Molecule: messenger RNA, 696 nt
Organism: Fraxinus pennsylvanica
Lineage: Eukaryota; Viridiplantae; Streptophyta; Magnoliopsida; Lamiales; Oleaceae
Source: the annotation of a GenBank genome assembly
AUGUAUACCGAGGACAUAAUCGUAAUUUUAGUUGAUUCACCGACGCUAAGAAGCUAUAAAUUCGACGUCGUGUUCUCCUCUCGCUUCCUCCUCGCUCUGAAUUUCCACAUCUGUACACCAUCUGCAGAUCUGCCGCGGAUCAAAUCUCAUUUUCACGGAGCACACUACUAUCAAUUCUUACUCAGAAGAUUCAAGAUCUGGUUGUUGCUUGUUUCCUUGACCAUUUUUCGACUGUGUCAUGGUUUUUAUCUCCCUGGUAGUUAUCCUCACAAGUAUGGGGUUGGUGAUUUCUUGAACGUUAAGGUUAAUUCUUUGACAUCAAUUGAAACUGAAAUGCCCUUCGGGUAUUAUAGUUUGCCAUUUUGCCAGCCGAAAGAGGGUGUUAAGGAUAGUGCAGAAAAUCUUGGCGAGCUUCUAAUGGGAGAUAGGAUUGAGAAUUCUCCCUAUAGAUUUAAGAUGUAUACAAAUGAGACUGAUAUUUUUCUGUGCAAAACCAAGCCUUUAUCUGGUUUUAAAGCAUUGAAAUUAGACAAAGAGGAGAACCAGAAUCCGAGAGGAUCCUCGCCAUGCCUCCAACAAGUAGACUACAAGAAUGUAAAAUACCAUAACAUCGAUUGGAACCUUAAUCAAUAUCUUAGACACUGUAAAUGGUGCAUUUGGAUGUCAUGUAACCAGCUAAAUUUGGAUGAACAGUGA